AAAAGUUUUGUUUUUUCACCUCCGGCAAGGGGGUUUCAAGUGGAAAACCUCGUCAAGUGUGUGUUGAUUCAUCAAGAUUCGGAAGCUCUACUAAAUUUGUAAUCGUUUCACAAUUUACACAAGUCACAACGGAAAUGUUGACGAAGAAAAAGGAUCCGAAAACUUGGAAUUCGAAUGGAACUACGACGGGGAAAUACCUAAAGAAAGAAGCGCCUUCAGAUGUGCCAAUCAUCAACGUCUGGACCUCCACUAGAACUGUUGAUGCUUUGAAGAGCAAGUCCCAGGCAGCAAAGAAGCUGAGCGGCUCGACUCAAAGUUUGGAAGUAGUGUCCAACAUAAAACAUGGUGGCAAGCAGCAAAUUCAGCAGGGUUACGAGGGAAGGUACAUACCUGCCAGCGAAGUCAAAGCUGAGCAGCAGCAACAACAACAGCAGCAGCAGCAACAGCAACAGAGUCAUUUGUCUGUCUCCUUUGAUGAGGCCUACGCUGAUUACGCCGAGGUAUCAGAGAGUGAUUCACUCUCACUGGCAAGAGGCUUGGGCCUUGAGGGGCAUAUUCUGAUGAAACCGGGGUCUGAGCAGUUCCCAGCCAACUCUCCUUUAUGCCACCAAAAUACCCAGGCCAAUCCACUGAAACUCGUUCUGGUUGAUCCUGAUUCCCAGCUCAGCUCAAUGCAGGCAGCUGAACAACAACAACAGCAGCACAUUUAUCCACUUUAUCUCUCUGCUUCUGCACGUGAACAGCAGCAACAGUUGUUGGUCUUGCAGCAACAGUUGGCCCAGUUGAGGCUCAGCGUCCAACAGCAUCAACAACAACAACUCCACCACCAACAGCAGCAGCAACAACAACAACAACAUUCUCCCACCUACGCCAACAUCCCUCUUUUGCUUUCCAGCAGCGUCAGCGCUUCCCAGUCUUCGCUGGCCAGUAACAGCAGCUCCCAACAACAGCAAGAGAAUCCCGUCUAUCAGAAUUUGAGUAAAUCGACGACCGCAGGAGCUGCUGGACCUCCAGCGUCGUCGUCGACCAACACGAGUCAGGAUAGCGGUUCGGAAGAGUUUCCUUUGCCACCUGGAUGGUCGAUUGAUUACACGUUGCGUGGCAGAAAGUAUUACAUCGAUCACAACACGCAGACGACUCACUGGUCCCAUCCGCUGGAGAAAGAAGGAUUGCCCACUGGUUGGGAACGAGUCGAGUCGAGUGAAUUUGGAAUUUAUUACGUCAAUCACACGACCCGCCACGCCCAGUACGAACAUCCGUGUGCCCCCCGUUACAUCACGUCGGGAUCCUCUUCGUUGGCGGAUGCACAAAUGCGUCCGUCGAGACCGAUGCCUCCGGCUCCACGUCACACGGAAUUUCACGCUCCACCGCAAGUGCUGGUCCCGGCCAAUCCUUACCUGUACGAGGAGAUCCCUUAUUGGUUGCAGUUUUACUUUCGUGCAGCCCCCGAACACGACCACAAAUUGCGGUGGGAGCUGUUCCGGCUGCCGGAACUCGACUGCUACGACAACGUCCUCAAACGUUUGUACAAACAGGAACUGGAGACGAUUGUGAUGAAUUACGAGGCGUAUCGGUCGGCCAUGGCUCGUGAAAUGGAAAGGAGAAGAGCCGAAGGGCACAGCAGACACUUUCCUGCUCAGCAACAACAACAAUCACAGCAACAACAACAACAAAUGUUGCAGCCUCCUCCACCACAGUCAAGAAGUCACCUGAAAGAAAAAGCUUUGGCUGGAGAUCUUGAAACGAAAGUCUAAAACAAAAUUUUUUUUUUUUUUAAAGAAGUGCACUUAUGUUUGUUUGGGGUUUUAAUAAAUUGAUUGACAGAA
Daphnia pulex (common water flea) is the source of this 1826-nucleotide messenger RNA. RefSeq names its product scaffold protein salvador-like. Bases 135 to 1754 code for a protein of 539 amino acids. The transcript is spliced from 5 exons. The record is from RefSeq and is a predicted model, not a curated record. Gene Ontology annotation, molecular function: molecular adaptor activity; protein binding. Gene Ontology annotation, biological process: regulation of cell population proliferation; hippo signaling; apoptotic process. NCBI's taxonomy places the organism in Eukaryota, Metazoa, Arthropoda, Branchiopoda, Diplostraca, Daphniidae.